Drosophila willistoni is the source of this 1016-nucleotide messenger RNA. Its product is annotated as antigen 5 like allergen Cul n 1. The record is from RefSeq and is a predicted model, not a curated record. The coding region runs from base 1 to 966 and encodes 321 amino acids. NCBI's taxonomy places the organism in Eukaryota, Metazoa, Arthropoda, Insecta, Diptera, Drosophilidae. The transcript is spliced from 3 exons.
AUGAUGACUAAAUUUUCAAUAUUAUUAUUGUUAUUAUAUUUUGUACUAUCGAUUCUGUUUUUCAAUGAAGUCCAAUGGUUGAGAAUUAAUGAAGAUGAUUUACCAUUCACUUGUGUUCAAUACGAUAAGCUGGCUUGGUCUAUAAAAGCUCGUACGAUAGACCAAAUAGUGGAAUAUAUAGAUUUUUUAUUCAAUAUGAAAGUGACACUUGCUGUGGCAUUAACUCUUCUCCUGGCGGUAACCGUUACCCAGGCCACCGACUACUGUUCGUGGGACAUUUGCAAUGGUGGCAAUCACAUUGCUUGUGGUCAUAGCAAUUGGUGGGAUAGCAACUGUCCCGGUGAUGCCGAAUUGAUUGACAUCAAUGAUGACUACAAAUGGGUAUUUGUUCAUUCGCAUAAUGACAAGCGCAACUAUAUUGCCGGAGGUUAUGAUUCCAAUCAUAAUGCCGCCUGCCGCAUGGCCACCAUGGAAUGGGACGAUGAAUUGGCCUAUUUGGCUUCCCUGAAUGUCCGUCAAUGCAAUAUGAUUCACGAUAGCUGCCACAAUACCGAUGCCUUCAAAUACUCUGGCCAAAAUCUCGCCUGGCAGGCCUAUUCUGGUGAUCUGCCCGAUAUGGGUUACAUUUUGGACAACAGUGUCCAAAUGUGGUUCGAUGAGGUUCAAAAUUCCAACAGUGGCAUCAUUGAAGGUGGCUAUCCAUCAGGCUACAGUGGACCUGCCAUUGGUCACUUCACUGUCAUGAUGUCCGAGAGGAAUACUCGUCUGGGCUGUGCUGCUGCCAAAUAUAAUCGCGAUGGCUGGAAUCAGGUUUUGGUUGCCUGCAACUAUGCCACCACCAACAUGAUCGGUCGUCAAAUUUACUCCACCUGCGAUUGGGGUGCACAGGGCUGCAGCUCGGGCAGCAAUGGUGAAUUUGGUAAUCUCUGCUCCAACAAUGAGUGGUACGAUGUCAACAGCUGGUAAACAGCUGAAAAGUAACCAAUAAAACAAAAACAAAACUAGAGCACACUCAA